AUGAACCGAGCUUUCCUCAAGAAAUGGGCUCCUGCUGAGACCCUCCCUAUCUUUGGUAUCGUCGGUCUCGCUGUUGGUGGUGCUUCUUACUACCUCUACAGACUCUCUCAAGGACCUGAGGUCGUUUGGGACAGACACGGUGACUGGAGACCUUGGGACAAGAUCACUCACGACACCAACCAAAAACUCAUCACGGUCAACCCUGAAUUCUGGGAGAAACGAAGACAAUUCGUCAAAGAACAAAAGGCCAACACUGAACGAGCCGUUGACCAAAUCUAA
This is a messenger RNA of Kwoniella botswanensis, 279 nucleotides long. RefSeq lists its product as uncharacterized. The transcript has 4 exons. Lineage: Eukaryota; Fungi; Basidiomycota; Tremellomycetes; Tremellales; Cryptococcaceae. Bases 1 to 279 code for a protein of 92 amino acids. The record is from RefSeq and is a predicted model, not a curated record.